UCCGUGAAGCGCAGAGCUCGACACUAUGGCAAGAACCAAGCAGACCGCCCGUAAGUCCACCGGUGGCAAGGCGCCAAGGAAGCAGCUCGCUACUAAGGCUGCUCGCAAGAGUGCGCCGGCUACCGGCGGCGUGAAGAAGCCUCACCGUUACAGGCCCGGCACCGUGGCUCUGAGGGAGAUCCGUCGUUAUCAGAAGUCUACUGAGCUGCUCAUCCGCAAGCUGCCCUUCCAGCGCCUGGUGCGAGAAAUCGCUCAGGACUUCAAGACCGACUUGCGUUUCCAGAGCUCGGCCGUCAUGGCCCUGCAGGAGGCGAGCGAGGCAUACCUGGUCGGUCUGUUCGAGGACACCAAUCUGUGCGCUAUCCACGCCAAGAGAGUGACCAUCAUGCCCAAGGAUAUUCAGCUGGCCCGCCGUAUUCGCGGAGAACGCGCUUAAACCACAACUCCGUCUAAUAAACACAAAGGCUCUUUUAAGAGCCACUU
This is a messenger RNA of Ictalurus punctatus (channel catfish), 483 nucleotides long. RefSeq names its product histone H3. Gene Ontology annotation, cellular component: nucleosome. NCBI's taxonomy places the organism in Eukaryota, Metazoa, Chordata, Actinopteri, Siluriformes, Ictaluridae. Gene Ontology annotation, molecular function: structural constituent of chromatin; protein heterodimerization activity; DNA binding. Bases 26 to 436 code for a protein of 136 amino acids. The record is from RefSeq and is a predicted model, not a curated record. The transcript has a single exon.